UAACAACAACAAGAGUAACAACAAAGUAGUUGUCCAGCGCAUUGUUCUCUGGCGGAAGCGGAAACGGCGCUCGAACUCGUAAAAUGCAUUUACACUUUGAACGUAACAUCAAUACAAAAUGCGACUGUACAAUACUCUCGCUUUCGUGGAUGGGAAAGGUGCCAGAUGAUAUACCCGAGGAUGAGGGCUGGAAGCUAAACCGCACGAACUACUACCAGGAGGGCUGGCUGGCAACCGGAAAUAUACGCGGCAUUGUGGGCGUCACAUUCACCACCUCGCACUGCCGCAAAAACAUGGACUAUCCACUGCGAACCAACUACAAUCUGCGAGGUCAUCGUUCGGACGUAAUACUUGUCAAGUGGAAUGAGCCGUAUCAAAAGCUCGCCUCCUGCGACAGCUCUGGCAUUAUCUUUGUGUGGAUCAAAUACGAGGGUCGUUGGUCCAUUGAGCUGAUCAACGAUCGGAAUACACCGGUCACGCAUUUCUCCUGGUCACACGAUGGUCGCAUGGCGCUCAUUUGCUAUCAGGAUGGCUUCGUCCUCGUCGGCUCUGUCGCGGGCCAGCGCUAUUGGUCAUCCAUGUUGAAUCUGGAGUCGACCAUUACGUGCGGCAUUUGGACGCCCGAUGAUCAGCAGGUUUACUUUGGCACCACCCAGGGUCAGGUGAUUGUCAUGGAUGUGCACGGUGCGAUGGUGUCGCAGGUGCAGCUCUCCAAUGAUGUCCCCAUCACAUCGAUGGCCUGGUCCUGCGAGAAGUUUAAAAUGGAGGAGGGCGAGGAAGCCGAGCCCGGUGUAACAAAUGCCGCCAAGCGCUCUUUUGUUCUGGCGGUCAGCUUCCAGAAUGGAUAUAUCUAUUUGUUAAAGUCGUUUGACGACGUCUCACCCGCACAUAUCAACACCUGCCUUAACGGCGCCCUGGGCAUGGUCAUGGAAUGGAGCAACUCACGAGAGCUGCUCGCCGUCGCCGGCACACUGCGCAACAAUAGCGCUGGCCUGGGCUUGGACGGCAAACUGGAGGAUCUGGGCACGCCUAGCUUCUAUAACAAUCUAGUCAAGUUCUAUACGGAAUCGGGCGCAUGCCUUUACCAGGCGCACAUACCCUGCAGUAGCGCCACCGUAUCAGCCAUCACGUGGGGGCACAACGACAAGCGUUUGUUCAUAGCCACGGGCACACAGGUGCACAUCGCUUGGGUCUCACGACGUGUGGCCUCGCUGCAGCUGCUCUGCCGGCUGCAGAUCCAGGCGAGCGUUGGCUCCGAGAUGCUGUUGCCACUGCUGCCGUUGCCUUCUAGGAUUAAGUCGCUCAUUGGCAAUUUGUUUGCUCAAACCAUACGAUGCUGUGUACCUGAUCUCAAGUCGCUGCGUGAUUUUGUGUCGCGUCCGCCUCUGUGCUCGACACGGUUGCAUUGCACCAUGAUACGGCACGAUGAUGACUCCAAUCUUAGCUCUGGCACCUGCUAUACGCUCUACUUGGAAUAUCUGGGCGGCCUGGUGCCGCUGCUCAAGGGCAAGCGCACCUCCAAAAUACGCCCGGAGUUUGUCAUCUUUGAUCCACAAGUCAAUGACAACUCGCUGUAUUUCCAAUAUGCGGCCGAGGCCAAAAGCAGCUCCGGAUCCAGUCAGUCCACCACGACGGGCAACAGCGGACGCACCGAUUCCUCCGACAGCGAUUUCGAUGAGCGCUCCCGCUUUGGCUCGCCUCGCACACCCAGGAAACGCCGUGUGCGCGCCAAGCGGCGUCAACAGAACGGAGAUCGUGCGGCCAGUGGCAAUGGGGGCAACGAUCCUGAUAGCCUCGAUGAGCUGGCCUAUGUGGAUACACUGCCCGAGCAGGAAGUCAAGCUGGUGGAGGUGACCUCCAAUAUUUGGGGCACGAAAUUCAAGAUCCAUGGACUUGCCAAAACCGUCCCAGCCAAUUUAGGCCAAGUAACUUAUAAGACGUCCCUACUGCAUUUGCAGCCGCGUCAAAUGACGCUGGUCAUAACGGAGCUGCGCGAUGAUUUUCCGACCGGGCCCGAUCCCAGCUUCAAUCCGAAUCUCUUCUCUGAGGACGAGGAGGAGCAUCAUCAUAAUUACAAUCAUAAUCACAACACGGAUGCACUAGUGCCUCAUGUAAGCGUAACGAGCGCUACUCAGGAAGCGAUCGCUGCUCUGAAGCCACCAAUAAUGCCACUGCGUCGGCUCAACGAGGGCGGCGCCUCCGCACCGCCGAUAGCGCCCAUGUCGCCGCGCCCGAAUCGGAUACUGGCGCGCCACAAGAACACGCACACGCUGACUGUCAAUGGAGGCAGUGGAGGUGCCUCCUCGGUGGGUCUUAGUCCGCUGGCACGUGCCGAGAGCUAUGACGAUGACUCCUCGAAUGAAUCUCAGGAUGCGGCUGGCAAUGCCAGCGGCAGCUCCUGCACCACCGUGCUGCUGCAUCAGGCGCCUGCCAGCUGCUCCGGUGGUGCCGCGAACGCUGCCUGUGCCGCGCCUGUUGCCAGCUGCAGCAAGAAUCUCACGCGUCCCAAGACCAUAAGCAGCUUCAAGAACAGCUACAGCCGCUCCAGCUCCAAUUCAAGCUGCCAGUCCCGGCAUGCCAUAUCUCCGCUCUACUGCGAUGGCUCCGUGCCGACGCUACAAUCGCCCAAGAACGCGGUGGCGCCGUCGGAUAUCAUUUUCGAGCGGCCCGCCGUGCCCGCCGCCGGCCAGACCACCUUGAUGUCCUAUUCGAGCAAUGCCGACUAUGCCAACAAUGUGGUGCAGGUGAAGAAUGCGCUCAUGUCGGAGCCGGUACGCUCCGCCAACAGUCAUGUGAAUCCGGUGCCGCUCAAUCUCAAUCUCAAUCUGGAGCGCAUGGACGCACGGGCUAUUAAGUGCGCAGCGCCUGCCAGCUCCACAACGAAGCGACGCGACAUGCUCUACAUAGAUGAGGAGACGCAGUCGCCAACACCCACCACCAGCAGCAGCAAUGCCACCGCAACUUCCUCAGCUGCCACCAGCGGCAGCAUGAAACGCACCCCGACUGUGGUUUCUAUAGCACCCGCGUUGCCCGACUCCAUAACGCGCAGCUGCAGUGUGGGCUAUUUGGAUUCGGUGGCCAUAACGCCUUCGGAUGAGGCCUUGUCGGCGCUGCGCAAGGAUGCGCCUAACAAGCGGCUUAUCCUGGUGGAUAAGCGGCGCAAUCGUAACCGCAAGCGGCAGCAGCAGUCGGACGCGCGCAGGCACAAGCUUCAGCAGACGGGCAAAUCGAAGAGCCUGGACUCCUGCGAUUUGCUCUCGCUGCAAACGAAACUGUCCAGCAAAGAGCACGAGCAGGUGGUGCGCAAGCUGCAGGAGAUCUCCGACAGCAGCGCCUGCAGCAGCGCGGCUAAUACGCUGUGCUUCAAGUGCCGCAACAACAUGAAUCCUGCUAGCAUUUGCAAGCGCUGUCAGCCAGCGGCCAGCGCGGCGCUGGACGAGAUCACCACGGUCGUUGUGGAACCCGCCAAGGAGCCAACGCCGGCAGCUGAUGUAGCGGUCCCAAGCAAACCGACGCCCAAGAAACGCUUCGACGUCAUCACUAGCUUCACGGACAGUCCGCUUUUCACCCGCAAACAUCGCUUUGGUUAUGGACGCAGCAAGGAGCUGGCAGCGGGCAGCAGCACGGAGAACUCAACGCCUCUGCUCGCACGCAAGCAGGAAAAUAGCUUUAGUUUUGUCAAGCAACUGUCCGAGGUGCGCUGGCGGCGCAAGGAACCGGCGCCCAGCCAAAGCCAGACCCAGGGCGCCAGCAAAGCCAGCACGCUGGAGCGACAGCAUUCGGAAACGGGCAGCGUGUCCUGCGGCACUGUGGAGGCGACACCCGUGGAGGCCAAAGCAUCGGUGUCUCUGCACACGCAGGCUUUGACCACUCUCGAAAAUAUCAUCAGUCGUUUGCGUGAUCUGGAUGAGGGUCGAUUGACGCCGCCAUCGACGCCGCAGCGGUUGCCGCGCAGCUCUCCCGCUUCGCCGGCGGCCAGCAAGAAGAACAAGCGACAGCAGAGCAACUCGCCCAUACGCCACAUACUCAACUCGCCGCUCCUGAAUCGCCGUCAGCGCAAGAAGCCGAGCAUCAUUGAGAGCUCCGACGAUGAGGGCAAUCUUACGAAUGGGUCCGGCGAGGAAAUGGGCAGCGCCUGCAAUGGCAAUGGCAAUGGAAAGCAGUAUCGCGAUCUGGAAACAUUCCAAAAGGCGCAGCUACGCCAGAAGCUUAAACGUGGCAAGAUCGAGCCAAAUGGCAGUGCCAGUUGCGCCAAUACGGCGCCAGUGCGUCGCGAGUUCGUGAUGCACAACAAGGCGCCCAUGUGGAACGAGAUGAGCCAAGUGUAUCAGCUGGACUUUGGCGGACGCGUCACCCAGGAAUCGGCCAAGAAUUUUCAAAUUGAAUUUCGUGGCAAGCAGGUAAUGCAAUUUGGACGCAUUGAUGGCAAUGCGUACACCUUGGAUUUUCAGUAUCCCUUCUCGGCGCUGCAGGCAUUUGCCGUGGCGCUGGCCAAUGUAACACAGCGUCUCAAGUAAUUGGAUAUUAAUGCUGUAUUAACAUAAAGCAUUACAUAUAUAUCUGCAUAUAUAUAUAUAAAUUACUAUAUAGUACUUAUAGCACGCCGCCAGCUAAUGUCGCAGCAAAUUGCAAUUGCUUUAUAACGCAUAUUUUUUAUACAGAAGGCGCGCCUUGGCUUUUUCAUUUGUAAAUAUGUAUAUGUACUUAUUGUAUUGUGGUCUUUAGGUUUCUAAAUACCAUAUGUAAUAUCUGAAACGAUAUAUGAACUCAUACCACCACUUGAUUGAAGGUUUAGCAAUUUAAUAUUGGUGUGCAAAACUCACAGUCCGAUCCAUUUUUUGUGCAAUAUUUGUAUGACAAACUUUUUGGCUUAAGUAUAAUAAACGAUUGUAAAUGUUAACCAUUAAUGAUGUACGAUGAAUUACAAAAAAAAAAAGAACAACAACAAAAAGUGCGUACGUGUGCGCAUUUAAAUAUGCGUAACUCUAUGAAAACGAUUUUUUCAGUCGAUUUUUAAACUAGUUUGUACAACAGCAGCCUUUUUUGCAUUGAGCUUCGUUUGUUUUUCUCGACUUAAGUGCAAUAAUAACAAUUCCUUUCGUUAACAAUUUUUAGCCUAUAA
Messenger RNA from Drosophila novamexicana, 5122 nucleotides. It is a transcript of the gene Tusp, whose product is annotated as tubby-related protein 4. The record is from RefSeq and is a predicted model, not a curated record. The coding region runs from base 84 to 4517 and encodes 1477 amino acids. Gene Ontology annotation, biological process: intracellular signal transduction. The transcript has 10 exons. Gene Ontology annotation, molecular function: protein binding. Lineage: Eukaryota; Metazoa; Arthropoda; Insecta; Diptera; Drosophilidae.